UGCCCCUCCCUGGGGCCGGCCCCAGCCCGGCCGGCCCGACCAUUGCGCGCCGCGCCGCGCUCGCCCAGACCCGUGGCGGCGACCAUGGAGAGCAGCGGGGCCGUCGUGAGCAUUGACAUGCCGCCCUACGACAAGGACGGGGCCGGCCAGCCCCCGCCCUACAGCGGCGCCUGGGGGGCCGCGGGCGGCCUGGGCACCCUCGAGCCGCCCCGCGACUUUGUGCUCUGGUCCUUCUUCAACACUGUUUUCUGCAACCCCUGCUGCCUCGGCUUCCUGGCGCUCGUCUUCUCCAUCAAGGCAAGAGACCGCAAAGUUCUGGGUGACAUAAAUGGUGCAGACAGCUAUGGCAAGACUGCCAGGAACCUGAACAUCGCUGUCCUCAUCCUCAGCAUCAUUGUAAUCAUUGUGGUCAUUGUCCUCGUAACAAACCCUAUCUAUCACCACUAAAUAGGCACCAUAUAACCACACCUGGAACCUCAGCUGCAGCAAGUGAGCCCCCCUACUUCGGGGUUCAGUUCAGCAGGACAACUGUACUCAGCUUCACCUUCCUCCCAUCGCAGGCGCUUGCCCAUGUCCCUGCUGUUGCAUUCCCAAGAGAGGAAGUGAAUGGCAACUAUACUGAUGACAGGGCCUGUGCUCUACUGAUGCCUCCAAUUCAGCUUUGGAACUGGAGUCUCUGUCUCCUGAUAGCCUGCCUGAAAGCCCCAUCAUCCUUUGCCUGGUGGAGCCAGCACCAUGUAGAUGGAUAUCUCCAGGCACUCAGUUCCCUCAGGCUGGUAGCCAACUGCCUAGUCUCCAAAGUCCUCUGAAUGUGUGCGGUUUCCUGUUGCAAAAGGGCUUGUUUCUCUGCUUUAUGAUACUGUCCUGUUUAUCUUGACAGAUUAAUUUUUGUAGGCUUUUCCUCAGUAGAAAUGGUGAGCCUGUGCCAAUAAAGGACCUUUUCUUUUC
Alligator mississippiensis (American alligator) is the source of this 948-nucleotide messenger RNA. RefSeq names its product dispanin subfamily A member 2b. Gene Ontology annotation, biological process: response to interferon-beta; type I interferon-mediated signaling pathway; response to type II interferon. The transcript has 2 exons. The coding region runs from base 85 to 447 and encodes 120 amino acids. Lineage: Eukaryota; Metazoa; Chordata; Crocodylia; Alligatoridae. Gene Ontology annotation, cellular component: plasma membrane. The record is from RefSeq and is a predicted model, not a curated record.